This is a messenger RNA of Symbiodinium sp. CCMP2456, 1575 nucleotides long. NCBI's taxonomy places the organism in Eukaryota, Dinophyceae, Suessiales, Symbiodiniaceae. The record is from the annotation of a GenBank genome assembly.
AUGGCUGUUGUCGACUUGGAUGACGAUGGCGAUGCAGAUGUCCAGCAGGUUGGAGCAUUUCCUUAUCCAGAAGCACAGAAGCGAAGUCGUGUAUUGGCUAGUGAGAAGGCCGUUCUGGUAACCGACAAGACCCCCAGCCCCGAAGCAGUCCUGCUGCGAUCCGCGAGACAGAGACUUGUUGAAAAGGUUGCAGGCAGCAGCUGCUUCGCAGUGAUUGCGCUAAAUGGUGCUUGGAUCCGUCCAUCGGAGGAGUUGCAAACCACAGUUAUCACAUCACCAACGCAGCGUGCCAUGCUGACAGCUCGGGUGGUGAGCGCUUUGCUCCCCAGGGCUCGGCGCGCCGAUGCUGCGAAAGUUCGACUGCGGCUGGCGACACGAGCUUUGCGGGUUGAGCAGGACGCAGAGGAGUCUGCAGCAGACGACGAGCAUGCCAAACAGGAUGUGGCGCUGGAUCUAGCAGAGCUCCUGGGACAAGAUCCGCAGGCUGAGCUGCAGCGACCCCGCGCUGCUGCUGUGCUAAUGCCGCCCGCACGAAAAGCCGAUGUCGGUGGCUCGGUCUUCGCCGACUACUUCUCCCUCUGGAUGGCAGCCUUGGCCGCCUUGGCGCUCAGCCAUCCCUGGCUAUUCUCGUGGGUCAGCCCGCGGAUCAGCCGAGCAUUGUUAGUGAACCUCGUGUUUAUGAUGGCGACCACUGCUCAUCCAGAGGACUUCAAAGCUUGCUUCUUAAAAGUUCGGCCGCUCUCAGUGAACUUCUUCGUUUGCUUCGCGGUCUUGCCGGCAGUGGCUUUGCUCAUCAGCCAGGUCCUGAACCUUGGCCAGGACUUCACUGUCGGCAUGGUCCUCAUGGGCGGCGUGAACGGAGGCUCGGCCUCGAACCUCUUCGCACUGCUCGCCGGUGGCGACGUCGCGCUGUCGGUGUUGAUGACCAUUACGACAACAAUUGGAGCAGUCGUUUGCACUCCUCUAGUUGCCAAAGUCUACGUGGGGGCCAUCGUGCCGGUGGACACCCUGGGCCUUCUGAAGUCUGCCGUGGAGAUUGUCCUGAUUCCCAUCCUGUGUGGUGUCAUGGUUAGAGCCCUGCUGCCAAUGACGGUGGCGAAGCUGGAGCCGUUGGUGCCAAGUCUCGGGCUGGGCUCCGCCCUGCCUUUGAUUGGAGGAGUCCUCGCAGGCAAUGCUAAGUCCAUCCUCGCUGCGGGCUUGUCGCUCCACAUUGCUGCAGUCGCAUUUCAUGCGAUUGCAGGUGCUCUAGGCUACUUCCUGGCGGCGCUGUCAGGAUCGGACGAGCGCGAGCGUCGCACAGUGGCAAUCGAGAUUGCCAUGAAGAACCAUGUCUUCGCUUGCAUGCUCGCGGCGACACACUUCGAGUCCGCAGCAGUUCAGAUCCCACCCGCCACGGCUUGCAUCUGGUGCCCGAUCAUUGCCGCUGGGAUGGCUGCCUAUUGGAAGGCACGGCCAGGCCAGCACCGCACGACAGCGCCCUCACAGAAUCCGGCGGCCACCGGCCGAGAGCAGAGAGCAGCUCAGGUGCCCUGUGAGGACUACCGGGCGGCAGGAAGUCGCGAGUCGUCUCGGUAA